This is a messenger RNA of Anopheles darlingi, 3002 nucleotides long. RefSeq names its product GDP-Man:Man(3)GlcNAc(2)-PP-Dol alpha-1,2-mannosyltransferase (gene Alg11). NCBI's taxonomy places the organism in Eukaryota, Metazoa, Arthropoda, Insecta, Diptera, Culicidae. The transcript has 3 exons. Gene Ontology annotation, cellular component: endoplasmic reticulum membrane. Gene Ontology annotation, biological process: protein N-linked glycosylation. Bases 63 to 1532 code for a protein of 489 amino acids. The record is from RefSeq and is a predicted model, not a curated record. Gene Ontology annotation, molecular function: GDP-Man:Man(3)GlcNAc(2)-PP-Dol alpha-1,2-mannosyltransferase activity.
UUUUGCGCGCACCUCCUCCGUGCAGGUUCUUGGAAAGACCAUUUUUCCGAUUAUUAGCAACCAUGUUCUGCUGGUGCAGUCUCGUGUACGUUCUUUUCUUUUUCGCGUCGUUCGUAGCCAUCGGUUUGCUGACGGUGAGCAUUUUAUUGCGCCAGCUAAUCAAGUACCAGCGGCGAAAACGGUGCGAGGAAAACGUGAAACAUGUGGCUUUCUUCCAUCCCUACUGCAACGCCGGCGGUGGCGGGGAGCGCGUUUUGUGGUGUGCCGUGCGGGCGCUCCAGAACCGGUACGAUGACGGUGUGCGGCUCUACGUGUACACAGGUGACGUGGACGCAACGGCGUCGGAGAUCUUGGCGAAGGCGGAGCGCAACUUUAAUCUGAAUCUGAACGCCGACCGGAUCUCGUUCGUCUACCUGCGGAAGCGGCGUUGGGUGGAGGCCGCAUGCUACCCUCACUUCACGCUCCUCGGUCAAAGUAUCGGCUCCAUUGUUCUCGGGUUCGAGGCACUGCUCAAGCUGCAGCCAGACGUAUUCAUCGACACAAUGGGGUACGCUUUUACCUACCCGAUUUUCGCUUUUUUCGGCGGCUGCAAGAUUGGCUGCUACACGCACUACCCCACCAUCAGCACCGACAUGCUCCGGAGAGUGCAAUCCCAUACGCAAAGCUACAAUAAUCGAGGUUAUGUAGCGAAAAAUCCGUUUGCAACGUGGUUGAAGAUCGUUUAUUACCGCGUUUUUUCGCGCAUCUACGGUUGGGUAGGACGAUGCGCCGAUACCAUCAUGGUGAACUCGAGCUGGACCGAGAACCACAUCGUUUCGCUGUGGGACGUGCCGUAUAAAACGCAUCGCGUGUAUCCGCCCUGCGAGGUGUCGAAGCUGAAGCAGCUUGAACCGACACGCAGCGUCGAAAGCAAUGGAGACGACCAGCAGCCGGGCGAUGACGAGCGAAUAAUUAUCCUUUCGGUCGGACAGUACCGGCCGGAGAAAGAUCAUCCGCUGCAGUUGCAAGCUAUGUACGAGUUACGGACACUGCUCAACAAUGAUGAGGCGUUGUGGAAUCGGCUUCGUCUGCUAAUCGUGGGAUCAUGUCGUGACGAGGAGGAUCGCGAGCGGGUGAAAAAUAUGCAGGACCUGGCGAAACAUCUAUCCCUUGAAAAUUCCGUCGAGUUCCGAGUGAACGUACCGUACGAGCAGCUACUAGAUUGCUACCGCCAGGCGACGAUCGGAUUGCACUGCAUGUGGAACGAACAUUUUGGCAUCAGCGUCGUCGAUUGCAUGGCGGCCGGAUUGAUUAUGGUUGCUAACCGUUCCGGUGGUCCACUGAUGGACAUAAUCGAAACCUCCGAAGGCAGUCAGAACGGGUAUCUGGCGUUUGAUGCGUAUGACUACGCGCGAUGCAUAGCGACCAUCCUCUACAAUACGCCGCAGUACAACGCCAAGCUGCGUGAAGCGGCCCGUGCCUCCGUGGAACGGUUUUCCGAGAAAGAGUUUGAAAAUGGAUUCCUUCGCGCUAUUUCUCCAAUCAUGGAUUGAAGAGAUUUUAAUGCGAGAUCUACAAUCGAACCACACGUCGCUGCACAAGUGCAUCACUUCCUAUCAUAAUCAACCAAAGCUUCUAGGCUAUCUGCAUCAUCAUGCGUAAGGUAGGAUUAGUGAAAUAAGAGAAAACGUGACUGUCGGCAAAGGCCAUCAGAAGUGUCGGUAGAUCUUGUUAAGCAUAGUUAGGAAGUUACACAAACAUGCUUAGUGUAUGGUACACACAUUUUCUUCUCAGCAAAAACGAAUUGUUUCCUCCAAACAGACACAUAAUAUAUUUGAGCAGGGAAUAUCUUUUCCAUCCUUAUCCUUUGCCUAGGAACAAGCAAUUGGUGGUUGAUGGUUGGAACGUUUGAACCACCAAUUGCAUUGUUUACUUCGAUACUUCGUUUGACUACGAAAAAGUCCAUUCCAAAAACAAAUGUUGCACAGACGUAUUCGUUAAUCAAUAGUUAUGUUUUUUUUAAUAACACAUUUAGCUUUGAGACACAUUGGCACACGGUUCUGAGACGGUUGUUUCUUUGAUGCUUCAUAUUUUCAUAUCUUUCUUCUGAUUCGGCUAAUUUCAAUUAACGAUCUGAAUAAGGUGUUUUUAAAGUUUAUGCUUUGCGUCAGUCUCAGUCAUUUUUUUUUAUCCAAAAGCUCGUAAAAAGUCUAUCUCGAUCGUCUUGAGUUUCUUUAAGAGCUUGUUUCAAUUUAUCGGAUUGUUUUCUCAAGCGCUACGAGAAUAUCAUGCUUCUGUCGCGAUAGGUAGACUUGUGACAUGAGUAGAAUCCUCUGUGAAUGGGAAAAAACAUCUAUUAACUUUCCAAGAUUCCGUUGUGAUCGAUCGGUCUACAACGGUCCACAUGUCAACAAUAGAAAUUGCUGCAUAACCACUACGCAAAACGACUUACCGGUGUGUUGACUACAUCUACAUCUACAGAAGUCCACGUUGACUUCUGGAGGGUCAUCUUUAUUCUAGUCGCCUUGAUAGGCGAAGGGUUCGCCCAGUUUGGUUCUCGGAACCUCGGCCUUCCAGCACGUUCCUGUACUCUUUAACUAUUACGCACACUAUGGUGUGCAGCUCUUGAUUUUGAAUAAUAACUAAAUCGAGCUGACCGCUUGCAGUAGUUUUAUGGUUUCUUGAAACCGAUCGUUCUCGAUAAUUUCUCGUAAUGUCAUGAACCGCCAUUGUGCCGCUUUUACAUGCAACUACACUGUUCACGCUAUUUUCUCUCAUUUCUUAUCCUUCGUUAGUGCUACGCUAACUAUUACUCUACAUAACGCACUGUACAUGAUGUGUUGGUAACAUUCUAAUUCUACAACUAUCUUUGAAAUACUACUAAGGAUGGUUACGAGACACCCAUUUAGUCCAUUUCCGGAAGUAAGUCUUAUAUGAUGCGUCUGCGGAGUCCACCGUUUCUGUCUCUAGCUGAGCCGUUUCUGCUGUGUUAAUAUUUUUUUGAAGAAAAUUCAGAUAGUUAA